Messenger RNA from Candidula unifasciata, 912 nucleotides. Lineage: Eukaryota; Metazoa; Mollusca; Gastropoda; Stylommatophora; Geomitridae. The record is from the annotation of a GenBank genome assembly.
AUGUCGUUACGAAAAACAUGUAACAGGGAUCCACCCACUGUCCAUACACCCACUUCUCUUACACCCACUGCCCUUGCACCCACUGCCCUUACACACAUUGCCCAUACACACAUUGCCCAUACACCCACUGCCCAUACACCCACCGCCCAUACACCCACUGCCCACACACCCACUGCCCUUACACCCACUGCCCUUACACCCACUGCCCAUACACCCCCUGCCCCUACACCCACUGCUCCUACACCCACUGCUCCUACACCCACUGCUCCUACACCCACUGCUCCUACACCCACUGCCCAUACACCCACUGCCCAUACACCCACUGCCCAUAAACCCACUGCCCCUACACCCACGGCCCCUACACCCACGGCCCCUACACUCACGGCUGCUACACCCACUGCCCCUACACUCACUGCCCCCACGGCCCCUACACCCACUGCCCCUACACCCACUGCCCCUACACCCACUGCCCCUACACCCACUGCCCCUUCACCGACUGCCCCUACACCCACUGCCCCUACACCCACUGCCCCUUCACCCACUGCCUAUACACCCACUGCCCCUACACCCACUGCCCCUACACCCACUGCCCCUACACCCACUGCCCCUACACCCACUACACCCACUGCCCCGAUAUCCACUGCCCAUACACCCACUGCCCCUACACCCACUGCCCCUACACCCACUGCCCCUACACCCACUGCCCCUACACCCACUGCCCCGAUAUCCACUGCCCAUACACCCACUGCCCCUACAAAUACUGCCCCUACAACUACUCCCCCUACACCCACUGCCCCAACACCCACUGCCCCUACACCCACUGUCCCAACACCCACUGCCCCUACACCCACCGCACCUACACCAAUUGCCCCUACAACUACUGCCCCUACACCCACUUAUAAAAGUAAGUAA